GGAGGAGAGAAGAUGGCGGAAGCGGAGUUUAAGGACCACAGUACAGCUAUGGAUAGUGAGCCGGGCUCCGGAACGUCUGUGUCAACAACAGCCAGCAGCACCACCACCACCACCAUCACCACGUCCUCCUCCCGAAUGCAGCAGCCACAGAUCUCUGUGUAUAGUGGGUCAGACCGACAUGCUGUUCAGGUAAUUCAGCAGGCCUUGCACCGCCCCCCCAGCUCGGCGGCUCAGUACCUGCAGCAGAUGUACGCGGCCCAGCAGCAGCACCUGAUGCUGCACACGGCCGCUCUUCAGCAGCAGCACCUCAGCAGCUCCCAGCUCCAGAGCCUCGCCGCCGUCCAGGCAAGUUUGUCCAGUGGAAGACCAUCUACAUCCCCCACAGGCAGUGUUACACAACAGUCAAGUAUGUCCCAGACAUCUAUCAACCUCUCCACUUCUCCUACACCUGCUCAGCUGAUGAACCGUUCCCAGACUUCCAGUUCUACCAGCGGCAGUAUUACCCAGCAGACUAUGCUCCUAGGGAGUACCUCUCCCACCUUAACGGCCAGCCAAGCUCAAAUGUAUCUCCGAGCUCAAAUGCUGAUUUUCACACCUGCUACCACUGUGGCUGCUGUACAGUCUGACAUCCCUGUUGUCUCGUCGUCACCGUCACCUUCCUGUCAGUCUGCAGCUGCUCAGGUUCAGAAUUUAACAUUACGCAGCCAGAAGCUGGGUGUCUUAUCUAGCUCACAGAAUGGCCCACCAAAAAGCACUGGUCAAACCCAGUCCUUGACAAUUUGCCAUAAUAAAACAACAGUGACCAGUUCUAAAAUCAGCCAACGAGACCCUUCUCCAGAGAGCAAGAAGGGAGGAAGCCCAGGUCUGGAAUCUCGGAGCACAGCCGUCACACGGACAUCAAGCAUUCACCAGUUAAUAGCACCAGCUUCAUAUUCUCCAAUUCAGCCUCAUUCUUUAAUCAAACAUCAACAGAUUCCUCUUCAUUCACCACCUUCUAAAGUUUCCCAUCAUCAGCUGAUAUUACAACAGCAACAACAGCAAAUUCAGCCAAUCACCCUUCAGAGUCCAAGUCAAGAGCCUCCCCCAUCCCAGCACUGUAUCCCACUCCCAAACCAUGGCCUUUCUCCGGCUCCCAGUAAUGCCCAGUCACAGCAUUGCUCCCCAAUUCAGAGCCAUCCCCCACCUUUAACUGUGUCUCCUAAUCAGGCACAGUCUGCACAGCAGUCUGUAGUGGUGUCUCCUCCCCCACCUCAUUCCCCAAGUCAGUCUCCUACUAUAAUUAUCCAUCCACAAGCACUUAUCCAGCCACACCCUCUUGUGUCUUCAGCUCUUCAAACAGGGCCAAAUUUGCAGCAGGCUACUGCUGAUCAGGUACAGUCCACAGCACAGCUGAAUCUUCCAUCCCAUCUUCCACUUCCAGCAUCCCCUGUUGUACACAUUGGCCCUGUCCAGCAGUCUGCCUUGGUGUCCCCUGGUCAGCAGAUAGUGUCCCCAACAUCACACCAGCAAUAUUCAACCCUACAGUCAUCUCCAAUCCCGAUCGCAACCCCUCCACAGAUGUCGGCAUCUCCUCCAGCUCAGAUCCCACCACUGCCCUUGCAGUCUAUGCAGUCUUUACAAGUGCAGCCUGAAAUUCUAUCCCAGGGCCAGGUUUUGGUGCAGAAUGCUUUGGUGUCAGAAGAGGAGCUACCUGCUGCAGAAGCUUUGGUCCAGUUGCCAUUUCAGACUCUUCCUCCUCCACAGACUGUUGCGGUAAAUCUCCAAGUGCAGCCGCCGGCACCUGUUGAUCCACCAGUGGUUUAUCAAGUAGAAGACGUGUGUGAGGAGGAAAUGCCAGAGGAGUCCGAUGAGUGUGCAAGGAUGGACCGGACCCCCCCACCCCCCACCUUGUCUCCAGCAGCGAUCACUGUGGGGAGAGGAGAGGACCUGACAGCUGAACACCCAUUGUUAGAGCAAGUGGAGUUGCCUGCUGUGGCUUCAGUCAGUGCUUCGGUGAUCAAGUCUCCGUCAGACCCCACCCAUGUCUCUGCUCCUGCACCUCCACUCUUAAUGCCUGCAGCCUCGGCCCGGAGCAGCAGCCCCUCUCUGGCCAGCAGCACUCCCAGCCUGGAAAACAAGCCUCCACAGGCUAUUGUCAAACCGCAGAUUCUGACCCAUGUUAUAGAAGGUUUUGUGAUUCAGGAGGGACUGGAGCCGUUUCCUGUGAGUCGUUCAUCAUUGCUGAUAGAACAACCUGUGAAAAAAAGGCCUCUUUUGGAUAAUCAGGUGGUAAACUCUGUGUGUGUUCAGCCAGAGUUAGAGAAUAACACAAAGCAUGCAGAUAACUCAUCUGACACAGAGAUGGAAGACAUGAUUGCUGAAGAGACAUUGGAAGAAAUGGAUAGCGAGUUACUCAAGUGUGAAUUCUGUGGAAAAAUGGGAUAUCCUAAUGAAUUUUUACGGUCCAAACGAUUCUGUACAAUGUCUUGUGCCAAAAGGUACAACGUUAGCUGUUCUAAAAAAUUUGCACUUAGUCGUUGGAAUCGUAAACCUGAUAAUCAAAGUCUUGGGCAUCGGGGCCGUCGUCCAAGUGGUCCUGAAGGGGCAGCAAGAGAACAUAUCCUUAGGCAGCUUCCAAUUACUUAUCCAUCUGCAGAAGAAGACUUGGCCCCUCAUGAAGAUCCUGUGCCCUCUGCUAUGACGACCCGUCUGCGCAGGCAGAGUGAGCGUGAAAGAGAACGUGAGCUUCGUGAUGUGAGGAUUAGGAAGAUGCCGGAGAACAGUGACUUGCUCCCAGUCACACAGACAGAGCCCUCCAUAUGGACGGUUGAUGAUGUCUGGGCCUUCAUCCAUUCUUUGCCUGGCUGCCAGGAUGUUGCAGAUGAGUUCAGGGCACAAGAGAUUGAUGGACAGGCCCUGCUCUUGCUAAAAGAAGACCAUCUCAUGAGUGCAAUGAACAUGAAGCUGGGCCCAGCCUUGAAGAUUUGUGCACGAAUCAACUCUCUGAAGGACUCUUAACAAGAGUGAGGCUUUGUGCCUCUCAGUCCAUUCCUCUUACUAGGUGAAGAUAAAGCCUCGUUGGACUGAGAAUAUCAGACUGAUGGGGGAAGGCCGAGUGCAUUAGGACAGCCAUGGCCAGUGCCGACAUUUCUCUUCAGAUGUCCUAACUCAUCGUGCGUUUUCAUAAUUAGCGAACAUCAGUGACAUUAAUUUUACCAGUUACAUGCUACACUGAAAGACUUGUUACAGAGGCCCAUAUUUUUCAAAGAAACAUGUUAUACUAGAUAAUUUUUUAAAGGUAAUGUUUAUCAUUAAUAUAAAGGAAUCCUUUUAAAAUAAUUAUUGAUUUACACUCCCCCUCCUUUAAUUCUCUUUUCUUAUAUGUUUUUCUACCCUGUUAGUUUUCUAAAUGUUGUCAUAGAGAUAUAGGAUAAUUUAGGAACCCAUUGACAGAAUUGAAUGCAAUGAAAUACCAGUCUGUUUUAAAAAGCGUAUCUUCCAGACAAAUGCUUUGGCUGUGAAAAGGGAUUGUGUUUUAGCACAAGCAGUAUUUUUGAAGUUCUCAAGAGUUUCUUAGUCUAGCCUUUACCCAGGUUGGCAUGACUGACAGUUUUCCUCCUGGUCUGUACAUUAAGAGCAAUUGUUCUCAGUGGAGAACUUGUCCUCCAGGGGACAAUUGGCGAUAUCUAGACACAUUCUGGUUGCUACAGCUUGGGGUUGAGUUUUGGCGAGGGUUGUUACAGGACUGAGGUGUGGCAGCCAGCAGAGAUGUUGCUGAAUAUCCUGCAGCACAUAGGAUGUCCCUGUCACCAAGAGUGACGUGUUACAGAUGCCAGUGGUUCCAUGGUUGAGAAGUCUGGGUGAGCAAAGAGCUGCAUGUUACUCUUUUCACCUGCAGGGACAUACUUAAAGAUGGGCUAUGUCGAGGAGGGAUGUGCAGUGAAGGAUUAGCCAGUGGCACCAGAGUUCUGUAGAAGUAGGGUUUAGUUUUACUGUAUACUAGAAAGAAAAGGAAAUCCAUAAACUUGGGCUAUAGAACUAGGCUAACUCAUAGACCAUGUGACUCUGGUGUGGUAUUGGCCCAUGGUCACCUCUUCCUGACUGUUGUGUGCACUGAGAAGGUGCUAGGCGCAGUCAUGCCUUGGAGCCUUCUCCGGCAGCCGAGAGCCGUGGAGAUGGGGUCCCUUCCAUGAAGCAGCCCUGCUGAGUCUGCCUAGUGUGCGUAUUUCUUUCUCCCUUACAAGGCUGUGGAUUCUUCCCACAAAGUACUUAAAGUGAUUUCUCUUAAUCAGAAGUUUUCAUUCAGCAGUUUUCUGUUAGGACAUUAAGCCACAUUUGUCUGUGGAUGCUCUGAAGUCUUUACAGUGCUGGGCAUCAAAAGACUUGCUGACUUUGUUUGCUUUCUCGAUCUUUACUACAUGUUUGCAAAAUCUGAACAACUGAAGAGAAUGUACAUGUCCUUGGCACAGACAGAAGAGACAGCAGGAGUCUGAACUCAGUCAUCUUUACAGCACUUUUCAGAGAUGGUGUUGAGUUACAGAAGACUAAAAGAUGUCACAGAGACAUCACAGAUAAAUUUAUCUUUUGGCUUUGUGUACAUUAGAAAAUGUUGGUUAUUUUUAUACAGAAAUAUAGCAGAUAAUUUUUUUAAUCUUUAGAUGCCUCUUGUUUGAAUGUAUGCUUUGUGCGGUUGUUGAUACAGUAGUUAGUUGUAAGAGUUGUUCACUAGUAGUCCUGUGUAGACCACAAUGUGUGAGUAGCUGAGGCUCCUGUUUCAGCUACAGUAGUAUAGUCUACGUUACAUAUUUCUUUGUAUUACCUUUGGUUAUUAAUGUUUCAAGGAAGGCAGGUACAGUCAUCUGCAUCUAUCAGUACUGAGUCAUCCUGGCGGAGUUGUCACGGACGGUCCUCAUUCUCCUAGCAGAGGCUAAGAAGCACUAAGAGAUUGCCUGCUGUGCCGAAGGAGGUCUGGGAUUAAAACUGUGCUGUAGUGACCCACAGUGAAUACAGGGUUGUCCCGUAGAGCUCCAGCAAUAAUGCUUCCCUCCCACAAAUGCCUACGUGUAGCCUUUAAGGCAUUGACUCUGCACUUGCCCACUGUGUGCUUAUGAGAACCCUGUGCCUGGCACUGUCCUUAAGCACCCUAAACAGUUCACACAAGGGCUUCUCUUUGGAGAAUGCCUUCUUCUCCUUCAUCUUAGAAGUGGUCCAGAUCUUCUGUUGUCUGCACUUAAAUUUAACUAGCAAACACACUUUUUUCUUAUAAGUGGGUUUAUUUAGAAGUGGCUCAUUUGGUGUUUGGUAGUUCUCCCAUUGCUGCAGGUACUUCUGUCUAGGUAAUUUUCAAUCAUGCUAACUUGAAAAUUCAAUUACAUGGAAUGGGGACACACACCAUGUUUCUUCGUCUCCCAAGCAUCAGGCUGUUGAGUGUGACAUUGGCAGGAAGAACGCUGACUUCAGUUCCUUUUGUAUUACUAAGCACUUAAGAACUUUCUUGGAGGAAAAAAAAAAAAAGACAAGCAGGAAGGGAACAUGGCUUCUUCCUAUUUUUGCUUCCUGAGUUUGCCUUUCCUGAUUUGAAACCCUUCAACUACUGUGGGACACGCUUUUCACAUGUUAUUUGUUUUAAAUUCUGUGUUUUUAGGAAAAUAAACAGCUGGCUUGUAAAAGUUACUUUAUAUGACAAUACUUAGACACUUUGCAUAGAUACAUAUAAGGCACAGUGACAUAGCUUCAUCAGCAUAGCAGGGAGUGCUGCCUCCAUACCUGACACCUUCAGUGACAGUGACUGAUGGGCAUAGUCACUUUUGCAGAACUGUGAAGUCUAGCUUAAAGGACUGUCACCUGGGAGUAGAGAUGCCAGAACAAAAGGGGAGCAUGUUAGUGAAGUAGCUAGAGAAUGGCAGAGUAGAUGGACCUCCUACUCGCUCAGUUCCCCCGUGCAACCCUGAACACACUUCUGCACUCUGGAGAUUACAACUCAUGAUUUACCUGAAUACAUAGAAGAGAUUUUCUGUGGUUUAGGAAUCCUGCUGCUUUCCCCUUUGUUUCUUGUGUUGGAAGGCUGGUGUGUGAAACUGUAUUAUUACCAUGCCUUUGGAUAACUAUUCACAGUCAGUCUUUAGAUAUUAAGUGCAGAAUUCGGUCACAUGCCUAUUUAUAAACACAUGUUGGAUUGAAAUCUUUCACAGGACUUGUUUUUUUCACAAGCUUGUUAGGUUGUGUGUCUCAGCAGCUCUGUCCAGUAUAUGAAGUCUCUGACUGCUAAUACUCCUAAAGCAUUUCAGAAAUGUUUUCAACUAGAGAGGCUGGCUAAAUGGUAUAGUUUGAAGACUUGGGGAAUGCCAGCAACACUUGCUGCUGACUGGUACUGUUAGUUGGCAUGGGAUGGCCUCACGUUAUUUCCUCACUGAGUCUCGUCUUGCUCCAAUCCCACCUCCAGUCAACUACAGAUUUUCUUCUUAGUUCUUUACUUGGGGUUGGGUAGUAUCCUGGCUUGGAGAUCUUCAGGCUGUUGUAAUGGGGCAGACCUUUAUAACUUCACCAGUUGUAUUUCAAUGAAAGUCUUGUCUAUCUAUGCAAAUUGUUUCCUAGUUUCUUGUGUACCAUAUGUGUAACUGUGUGACUUGUUUCUUAAAGGUUUUUUUUUUUGGGGGGGGGGGGCACCUUGUAGAGUAAGAAACAGAUGAGAAGAUGAUAUUGCUAGCUAACUGACAUUUAUCACAACGGUGGUCCUUAGUAGCUUAGCAUAGUCCUUGGUGAUGGAUGGUUGGAUAAGGUGUGUUCGUUGUUUUGGUUGUUGCUACUAGGGACUGAGUCAGGAACUCACACUCCACCUCUGAGAUUGCAUACUGUAUUUUUUGCUUGUUUGCCUAGACUAACCUGGAAUUGUGAUCCUCUGACCUCUCAAGUGCUGGAUUUUAAGGUCUGUGCCACCAUGCCAAACCUAGCCCCUGUGGUUUUAAAUUGUCAAGAUUUGGCUGUAAUCAAAUUAGUUAUUUCUCUUUAUCACCUGACCCUGCUCUGAGGAGUGCUGAUAUUAAUAGUACCACAAGUGCCCAAGUUGAGCAUGACUGGAUUUUUGAAGAUGAUAAUCAGUCAGAGGGAGAGAAUCUGUCAAAAUGUAAGAGUUUGUUAUGAUUGAUUGAGUGGCCAGAAUACAGAGGCACUUCCACAGUCUUGCAGCUAGUCAGUCAUAAGGAAAGGAAGACACUCUAGGACAUGCUGUGUUCCAUUCUGAGCCCUGCUGGCUGCAGCUGCAAUUUUCUCCUGACUGGUGGGCUCUAGUCAGCACAAGCCUGCCUCUUGUCUUGGUGUAAGCAGAAUGGCUCGUGACAUGACCUGCUUGAACUCAGCAGUCAUCAGUACUGAUAUCAUCACUCCGUUCAGUGUUUUAUUUCAUCUCAGACACGGGUUUGGACUUCAGAUGAGCACACACCAGUACUAAGAAGAGUACAUGUGUUGUAUUAUUCAAACUUAACUGGAACUCAUUGAACCAGCCCCUUAAGGAAUCCUCUGGGAAGGUAUUUCUGGUGUUAGAUUAUAAAAUGCAUUGCCAAAUAGUUUCUAGUUGAAAUAAAAGCUGUUUUCCAGUUUAAAAUGUUAAAAAUGAUAUUGACAUUUUAAAAAGUAGCCUUAAAUGGUAAGGCCUUAUCACUUGUGCACUCAGCUGAUUGAGAUUAUAGAGCCAACGUCUACUUUAACGUUAUACUAAGACAAAACUUUUUUUUUCUUUUUGAAAGUUACAAGAUAUCAGUUUAUCUACAAUUAUUACCACCAUGUUCUAGAGAAAAACCUCAGGAGGCCCUGGUUCUCUGUCGACACACAGCUCCUCUACAGCAGUGUCAUCAGCACGCGCUCUGGCAAGCGCCAUAGCUAAGGGAAAUUAUUUCCACAGGGUUUUAUUUUCUUUCUCCUUUGAUAGCUUGUGGACAUUUUAUUUAAAAGUACAAUUUAAAUAUAACGUUAGGCACAAAAUGAGCUUCUCUAUAACACUUUGUGUUUUAGGCAGAGGUCUUUCUGUUGCUGUUCAAGUGUUAACAUACUGCUGUCUACGAUAUUCCUGAUAUUGGGCAUAAAUCUUUAGAAUGUGAAAAUUUAAAGUAGUAUGUAAUGAAUGAAUUUUAAUUUAAAAUCAGUAUAAAUCUAAAACAUCAUUAUGCUAGCAUGGCAUGGUUUAAUGAAAUGUAAGAGGGAUGUAGCUAAGUCCUUUAUACUGUCUAGCUUAGUUCCAGUCAUCAUCUUAGAUACUCAUAGUACCUAUUGCUGUUUGGCUUAAUGGAAUACAGCAGUGCUUUGCGGACCUUUCUCUGACAGUGGUGAACGAGUAGUGGGAAUUAGAACAUCAUUGAAGGGAACAUGAACCCACUGAAGAAGGAAGGGACUUUUUAAAUCUUGCCUCAAGUAAACGAAAUAUGUACAGUGUUUAAAUCCUUAUACAUAAUGUUUGUGUUAAAUGUUCUGGUAGUAUUAAAAAGUGAGCAAAUUACAACCUUUCUUCAGUGAUAACAGAUAAAUACACUUGCUGCAUUACUGUGCUGAGUGGAGAGGAAACGGCGAGCCUGGGAGACUUGGUGUUACUCCAGAUGGCAGGCCAGCCCUGGGACACGCUGGGCAGCUAUUUGGCUUUUAAUCUUAUUUCAGUGUACAGUGUGAUACUGCACUACUAAAUAGGCUAAUUUUUUUUUUUUUUUUUUUUUUUUUUUUUUUCUGGCUUAAAGUGUUUUUGAAGAAACAUUCGGCCCGAGCUUUAAAGUUACAGUCCUGAGGUACAUAAUUGGGAUUACCACUGGGCUGACCGAAUGACAAGUGAAUAUCUGUACUCAUGCACUUCCUCAUUCAUUUGUAAACUAUCUGAACACUUGGCUUAUGUAUGGAAUAUACAUUCAAAAAAUUAACAGUCUUCCCAAAUAAAUUCUGUGCUGCUUAAGCAUGUAUGUAAUUACAACCAGUAAUUAAUGGUAAUUAAUUAACCAGGACUGCCCUGCUGUCUGGGAACUGGGGUUUAAUAAUAUCCAAGGGCCAAAUCAUACUGCUACUCUCACACUUCCAUCUGUGGGCCAUCUCCUUGACUGUUAACAACAGUCAGACUGGCUGCCAUGACCGACUGUGAGACUGUUGUGACAGGCAGUCAGGACCGCCCCUGUAUGUGGUGUGUGGGUGGCAGAUGCAAGAAGCCCAUGUGGAAUCAUUGUGCAUUUUUAGUUGCAAAAGUUUAUAUCCAGUAUUGAUAGUGGAACAGUUUUCCAAAACAAUCAUCUCCUUCUCCACAGAACUGACUGUACUGCAGUGUGUUAGAGACAGCCACCUCUCAAAGACAAGGAAGACCCAGAAAGGAAAUGCAGACCUGGCGACAGAAGGCAGUUCCUAGCUAGGCUCACAUCUUUGAUCCCAGCCUUGGGAGGCAGAAGCAGGCAGAUAGAUAGAUCUCUGUGAGUUUGAGGCCAGC
Messenger RNA from Arvicanthis niloticus (Nile rat), 9427 nucleotides. It is a transcript of the gene Phc3, whose product is annotated as polyhomeotic homolog 3. The record is from RefSeq and is a predicted model, not a curated record. NCBI's taxonomy places the organism in Eukaryota, Metazoa, Chordata, Mammalia, Rodentia, Muridae. Gene Ontology annotation, biological process: negative regulation of DNA-templated transcription. Gene Ontology annotation, molecular function: histone binding; zinc ion binding; chromatin binding. Gene Ontology annotation, cellular component: nucleus; PRC1 complex.